Messenger RNA from Linum trigynum, 6416 nucleotides. The record is from the annotation of a GenBank genome assembly. Lineage: Eukaryota; Viridiplantae; Streptophyta; Magnoliopsida; Malpighiales; Linaceae.
UAGUUAUUAUAUAAUAAUGCUCAAAUAAUAAUUAAUUAUAACAAUUGUAAUAAUCAUUGAUCGAGCGAUCUCAAAACUCGAAGCUCAACUCGUAACUGGUCAUCCUAUAUAGGGUUUUCGUGUCUAGUUUAAUCUUAAAUUGUCAAACUUAGUCAAACACGUUCGAAUUUACAAGUUUUAACUAUUUAGUCAAAUAAAUUGAGUUAACCAAACAAUUUCUCUCUAUCUUUUCCACAAACACCUCGUAUAUCUAAUUUUCAAUGCAAAUUCGAUUCAACCAAGAGAUUUAGAUUUGACUUGACGAACAUUGAUAACUUGUUUCCAUAGUCAAAUGGUCAACCCCGAAUAAUGUUUACAUUAAUGAUAUUUAUAAAAAGAAGAAAUUGAUAAUAUUAAUUAUUAUAUAAUUAUAUAUAACACAAUUAGAAAAAUAAAAUUCCAUAAUUCCCCCUCCCCCUCUCUUCCUUCCUUCCCUUGCACCCCCUACUGUUCCAAAUUAACCAAACAGGUGCAAAUGUGUUGGAAACUGUGUUUACCCCUCACAUUUGCACUCUCUUCCCAUUUACCCUCUUCCCAAACAGAGGGGAACGGAUCAGAUCGUUAACCUUGUGGUGAGUAAUCAUGAGUAACCAGCCCACAUCAGCAUGACAUAAGCAUCCUCUCUCUCCUGGAAAGCCUUUAAUUUUACCCUCUUUAAUCUUUGGCGGAUGAUUUCUCACUCAUUUUAAGUCGAAAUUUAAUUUUUUUUGCACAGUUAGAUCAGAUUAAUUGUGCUCUUCAAAAUGAUAUCCACUUUAAUAUAUUUUUCGAACAAAAAAAAUCGAGCCAUUUUUUACCAGUCUAUACCAUAUGGUAUUGACUGGUAUUGAAAUAAAAGCAUACCUAUGGUUUGAAAAACGUACCAUGGUGGUAUGAACAAACCAAGACUGUAAGAUGGUUGAAUACAUGAUAGUAGUAGUAUAUUAAUUGUCAUUUACGACCUUUAACAUUGUAUACCACACAAUACCACCCCGUACCAGGGUGGUAUUGUAUGGUAUUGUGUGGUAUUUUUUGAUCCUGUAAUUUGUUCACCCAGAAAUUUGUAGAUCCAAUAGAUGAUGAUGAACUCGUCCUUUCUGUGCAAACGUUUUCAAAAACGAAGAAGAUACCAUACAAUACCACCCCGUACCAGGGUGGUAUUGUAUGGUAUUGUGUGGUAUUUUUUGGUCCUGUAAUUUGUUCACCCUGAAAUUUGUAGAUCCAAUAGAUCAUGAUGAACUCGUCCCUUCUGUGCAAACUUUUUCAAAAACGAAUUAAAAACGAAGAAGAUACUAUAUGGUAUGCAGUUGGUACAGAGAGGCCAGAAUUUUUUUUCUAAAAAAAAUAUUGAAAAUUUUUCUCAUUUGGUAGAGCACGAUGAACUCGUUUCAUCUGUGCAAAAAAAAUUAAAAUCCGAGUUAAAACGAAAAAGAUAUGAGCCGAUUAAGAAAACUAGGAAACAUAAAAAUGGUCCUUAAUUUUCCAUCCUUAGAUCUGGAUUUUCUAAAUGAAGGGUUCAGAUUUGAUUAUUGAUGGAUGCAUAACCCAUGGUUAUGCACCCAAUCUUGAGCCCAAUCAGAGUGUUCAAUCAUACGGCAUAGUCUCUUUAUUUUAUUAAUUUCACUGUCCAACGCAUUAUAAAUCUGAUAAUGAAAUUCAUCAUCAUCAAUACGCACUGGCGACUGCCCCCCAAAUCAAUCUUUUGUUCUAAAAUUAAAAUUACAGAACUAUGAAGUUCAGAUUCAAAAAGAUAAUCUUCCCCGUCAUUACAUCUCUGCUAAUCUUCUCCUCCUUCCCGCCUCCAGUUUCCUGCAGGUUCUUCCCAAACACAUCCUCAAUCCCACGCAAUUUCCCUGCUCUCAACCCCAAUUUCACCACCGCCUGGAACUCCUUCCGAAACCUCACCGGCUGCCGCGCCGGCGAGAAGCUGGACGGCUUGUCUAAGCUCAAGAAGUACUUCCGCCACUUCGGCUACAUCCCCGACGCCGACGGCAACCUCACCGAUCUAUUCGACAACUCGCUCGAAUCGGCGGUGGAGACUUACCAGCGGAACUUCAAUCUCAACGUCACCGGCCAGCUCGACGACCGGACGAUCCGCCAGAUCGUGCUUCCCAGAUGCGGCAACGCCGACAUAGUCAACGGCUCCACGACGAUGAAAUCCGGCGGGAGAACGCCGGCGAACACGACCGGCCGCAUCCACGCGGUGGAGCGGUACUCGUUCUUCCCAGGGAUGCCCCGGUGGCCGGUGAGUCGUCGGAACCUGACCUACUCUUUCUUCCCGAGAAAUCAGGUGUCGCGGGAGGUGAAGAGCGUGUUCGCCGCCGCGUUCCACCGCUGGUCGGAGGUUGCGCCGUUGACUUUCACGGAGACGGAGGAUUACAGCAACACCGACAUCCGGGUUGGGUUCUUUGGCGGCGACCACGGCGACGGGGAUGCGUUCGACGGCGUUUCGGGGACCCUGGCCCACGCGCUCGAGCCGCCGAGCGGGCGGCUCCACCUCGACGAGGCCGAGAACUGGGUGCUUUCCGGCGACAUCGAAGUGGCGACGGAAGCCGUGGAUCUGGAGUCGGUGGCGGUGCACGAGAUCGGGCAUUUGUUGGGUUUGGGGCACUCGUCCGAUGAAUCGGCGAUCAUGUUCCCGAGCAUUGGUCCGGGGACUAGAAAGGUUGAAUUGGCGCAGGACGACAUCGACUGCUGCAGUUGUACGGCAGCAACCCCGAUUUCAACGGCACAUCCACGCCGUCCGUUCAGGAGAGGGACACGAGUGCGGUCCAUAAUGUGCAAGAGAGGAGAUGGGGUGUUUCUUUCUUGCUGGCCGUUGGAUAUAUAUUGCUUUUUGAAUAAGUCGGUUUUGCACAAUUAGUUAAUCAAGAGAAUCCACAUAAUUUUGCUCAAUUGCAAAUCAUACAUGGCAGUCGAUGUACAAUUGUAGAGGGGAUUGCACUAAUAUAGUGGGCACUUGCAAAAAUUGUAAAUUUGCAUUAAAGUGAAAUUGAAUACGCAAGCAACAUAGGAAAAUAAAAAAAUUAUUUUAUUAUCUUAUUUUAUUUAUUAUAAAGUCAUUUAAACCCUCAUGUAUGCAAUUGGAAUUGAUACAAUGAAAUAAAAUUGAGUUGAAUUGCAAAAAAUGUGAAAUGAAUAUAAAAAUAUCAUUUACAAUUGCAUUAAAAAAUCAUUUUUGUCAUUUAAAUUUUUUUCGUUGAAUCCAUUCAAAAAAAAUUACCUUCCUUGUUAGUUGUGCAGGCUUAGGAACGCGUUUCGGGAAAAAAACACAGAGUGGACGAAAAGUGGAGCUUGAGGACCAAAACCCUAGUCCGAUCAUCUGACCCCCCCGACCGGAGAAUUUCAUCUGAGGUCGGAUAAGGCAUCCAGGAUACUCCCGGUUUAUAACCCUUAAUCCCCGAUCAGGGAUUCCAAUUCGAGACCGAGGAUUCCUGCAUGAUUGUGUGAGCCGCUGCGCUGCAUUUUGGGUAAAAUCCAAGUCUUGCCUCCAAAUACCUGAUCGGGGAAUCGGGCCAGGGAUGCCUAACUCGGGCUGUUACAAGUUGGAGACGGGAAAUUGAACGACAUUCGAUUUUGGAGCUGGAAAACAGAAGUUUAGAGACAUAAAGUGAUGAAGAGUGAACCUUUAGUGUCUAGAUCAAGUUUCCCCACCAUUGGAGCUCGAUUCAAGCCACGAGGAUGUUUGAAUCUUAUUGCCUCAGUUAGCUUACACAGGUGGAGGCUAGUCGCCCGCUGGGUAUUCAAACUGAGAGGGUUUGGAGCACUUUAGUCGAGACUCUAGACUGUUUGAGAACUUUCCGCAGUUUAAACAUCAAUCAGAUUAACUUAUGUGAAUUACAAUUUGGCCUAACUGCGGUCUAGGGGACUUAUACUUGAGUGAGCCUUCUUAAUUUGAAUACAACCGUUACUUGCUUUCUGUUUGCUUUUGCUUUUGAUAAACUUCACUCAAACUCAACCGCUAGAUAAUAGAUAUUCACGGAGCAGAUAGUAAAUCUAGGACCCGUGUUGACAAUUAAAACUGAACCCACUCUACUGCAUUUCUAAACUGCGAUUACACUUGGUCGUAGUUUGGUGUUGUGUUUUAGCGAGUCACGUACAAUGAGUACGAGACAAGCGCAUUUUCUUAUUACAAUGGUAACAUAAUAACCAAUAUUCUUGUUAAUUACCAUGUGCACUUCUUUCUUUGCCCUUAGAUCCUGCAAUUUCCACUUCUGGGGAAUAUCUGGGCUCUUGGAACUUGCAUUUACUACAUAUCAAUGUACGAUUGAUAAGAAUAGGAUAGCACACAGAACUGAGAAAUUAACUCGCCACUUAUAUUAUUACUUUUCUUGUCUUUGCUACUACAUGAGCAUAUUUUAAUUUGCGAUAGUGUCAAAACAAAAUUUUAAUUUUAAGGAAUCGGUAUAUGUAUUGUAAAAACACAUUAUAAUAUAAAUCAAAUUACACAACCCAAAAUUUCAAUCCAAAUAUGUGUACGUGAUAAAAUAUCAAAUGGAUGGUCUACUACGAGAAAAGAGUAGCAUCCAUCUUGAUAUAUUGGAAUUAGAUAAUCUCAACACAAAUAGACAAUAAGGUAAGAAAGAAGAUGAAGAUUUGCAUACCUUGAUCAUAUUGUGAUCUUACUCCAAUAUAUUAGAUUAUGUAGAGAGACAAUGACCAACCGUGAUUUAAACAGAGUUUCGUGCUGAUAACGUGUUAUAAAACUAAUGGAAAAUAUAAACAACUACAAGAGAAGAUUAGAGAGGAAGACACAAAAGAAGAGAAGGGGGGGAUAACUUUCUUAUUCAUCCUUAACUAGUGAUACAAUGAUGUGCUCUAUUUAUAGGCACACUUUGGUAACCACUAUAUUCUAAUAUCAAUACAUAUAAAUGAGAGAUAAUGAGACAUAAUAGAGAAUUCAAAUGUAGGAAAAGGGGGUUACAUGUUACUCUCAUGUGAGCUUCUAAUGUGGUAAUCUAAUAGGUCAAGGUCAUCCAUAUAUUAAUAUUUACAUCAUAUUAAUUAAUAUGGACUUUUAAUUCUCACAUAUUAUUUAAUGCACCACAAAUGUAAUAAUUAAAAACUUAUAAUUAAUAGGGGUGUUAUUUUCCAACCCCUUUAGGGAUAGUCUUGCUAUCUCAUCACACAUUUUAAAUAUAUACAGAUAAAUUGGGCGUAGUUAUGAAAAUAACUUUCCUAUAAUCACUCAGAGGCCAAUAAAUUUAAAAUUAGGGUUCCAGUUUUCCAUUCCACUAUAAACAUGUAGAUUUAAAAAUCCCAUUUAAUUCUCCAUGUAGUAUUUAAUAAAUACUAUGUUUAAUACAUGUAUAUGUACCCGUACGUAUUUUAUCCGUUUAAAACUUUCGUAUCCGUAUUACUGUCAAGCUAGUUCAUUUUUUCCGUUCAUUUGAUGGCUACCGUACUAAACACGUAUAAAACCCAUAUAAUACGUUUAACAUCCGUGUUUAAUGAACUAAAUUACUAACUUUCUUAUUAUUAUUUAUAUAUUCAUUAUUUUUAAAAUAAUUAAUUUUAUACAUUUAUGAUUUUUAACGUACUAUUAAAUUUAAUAUGAGUUUAGAGACGAAUUAAAAAACAUAUACGUAUUUAUUUAUUACGUAACUCUCCCGUAUCAUAUUUAAAUGCUCCCCAUUUAAUUGCCCUUGCUGAGUUACAUUUGUGCUGCCUCUAAUAGUAAAAAACUACUUCUAUUUUAUUUGAAUAAUUUAAUUAUUACUUUUAAAAACUAUAUUUGAAAUUUGUACAUUCUUAUGUUCUAUUUAUAAUAUUUUUGUUUAUAAGAUAUCGGUUAACUAACAGUAUUUUAACGAUCGAAGCACUAAAUUAUAAACUAAUCAUUAAAAUGGUUUACGCUUCGAUUCCAUUAUGAUAAGAUUGGAAAUUUGAAUGAGUACUAGUCAUAUAUAACCCGUUUGGAUUCUUGCUCGCUGUUUCAAAAUUUACCGCAGAAGUGGGGAGCCCGACAGGAAAAGGGCCAAUAACCUCGUCGAUUUUGACUUAGGUUUUCCUGUUGACCGGUUAGAAAUUCCAAUUUUAUUCUACUCUUCGACCAAACCACAGCUCUUGCGCAACAUUCUCAUUGCCACCCCAAAUCAAGCUUCUGGAUGGAGCCUUGCGUGUCAGGCGGUGAUUGGUUUGACUAUGCCCUAACCACUUAGGGCAAAAAAAGUAAAAGUGAAUAUAUAUAUAUAUUUUGUCAAGUAAUUAGUGAUGGGAUGUUUGAAGUUUGACAUUGGGUGGAGCCCUGAAAGGCAGGCAAGGAUUGGACUGGGAUGCGAUGGCGGGGGCAUACAGAUACAGGACAGGCUAAGGCUACCCUAUAAUAAGCAAAAGGAAUUAAUUUGAUUCCAAAGUUUGGACCUUUCUUUGUUGCCCCAUAAAAUGGAAUCACAAUC